Myotis davidii is the source of this 6804-nucleotide messenger RNA. It is a transcript of the gene FAM186A, whose product is annotated as family with sequence similarity 186 member A. NCBI's taxonomy places the organism in Eukaryota, Metazoa, Chordata, Mammalia, Chiroptera, Vespertilionidae. The transcript has 10 exons. The record is from RefSeq and is a predicted model, not a curated record. The annotation marks the transcript as partial.
GACAUUAUUAUUCAGCUGAGUGACAUAAAGAAAAGUGUGCAGGGAGUAAUUCAUCGCUACACUUUUGAUGAGUUUGUGGAGACUGGAAAGACAAUGUCUCUUUCAGAAUAUAAGAAACAGAGAACAAAGGUGCUGGAGAAAGUAUCUUUUUGUGCUAAUUCUGCUGACAUUAAAGAAAAGAUUCUUAUCCACAUCCUGGCCUGGUUGAAAGAAUGGGAUGCCAUUUUGUCUGAUAUGACUGAAGUUGACACUGAUGAACACCACCACUGCAUAGCACAAAUGGAGGUUUUACCAAAAACGUUCAAAGCUAUCGAGGGCAAUGUCAAGAGGUUGAGUGUAAUUAGUACCUCUUUGCUUGAAGACAAGAAGAAACAAGAGGAAAAACAAGCAUCUAGAAAAGCUCUAUGGAAAUCUUGGAAAGAAAGAGUUAUAAAGAGACCUGCAACAGUCCAUGCUUUAACACCAAAUCAGAUGAUUGGUGAUGAAUUUGCAACAAAUACAAAGGUUUCAGAAAUUCAAGCCAUGCUACAGGAACUCAUAGAUACUACAAUGUUCAAUAAAUUGGAAAAUAAUGCUAUUAACUAUAUAGCAUCGACAAUAGAAAACCUUUCUAAAGCGUUGAGUUCACUAAAUAAUGAAGCAAAAAUUAUUAACCUCCAUCCUGAGAUAUGUUUAAGUGAGGAAAGUGGUAAAAAGCUCUCCCUGCAGAUAAUACAAGAGCUCAGUGAAGAAAAUGAAAGGCUUCAGCGGAAACUUCAAGAAGCAGAAGAAAAAUAUGAGCACUUUAUUAAAUUCAAAGCAUCGCCCACAUCAACCGUGAAGGUGUUAUAUGAGUUUUCUCCAAAAUCAUCCAUGGGCUUUAGCAUGACUGAUGAAGCAGCGAGUAUGGACAAUAUUUUGAUGAAAGAAUUUGAAAAUAGAAUGGAUGGGGCCCAAAGAAAGGAGACCCAAGGCUCAGUGUUAAAGUGGGACUCAGCAAGUUCACAUACAGCCCAAGUUGAAAUGACUCCAGAUUUAAUUGAACAGCAAUUCCCUUUACUUGAAAAACCCCCCAAAAUACCUUCCAAAGAUAUCACUGAAGAUAAGAUAUCACUGAAGAAAGGUGACAUCUAUCAGAAAGGUUGGACUGAUGAGUAUCAAUCACAGAAAAGGAAGAUCACAAAAACCCCAUAUGAGUUUGAGACCUCUAGAUCAGAUCUGAGUAAUCAGACAAGUAAACAAAUAGUCUCAAAGACCAAAGUGGACUAUGACUUAGAUCUACAAGCACAGCGAAAGACGAGUCAAGAAAUACAGCCCUUUUCUAUAGCCAAAUCAAAGCCAUUCAUUGAAUCAAAAAGUCAACAUGAUCUUUCUAAUUUCCCUUCUACUGACACAAAGAGCCAAGGUGGCAAAAGUGGAACAAGUAGUAAGUGGGAACGACUCAGGAAGUACAAAAUUGCAUAUAUACUUGAGAAAUGCCAAGUUAUUUCAGACCACAAAAAGAAAUCCACCACUGAGUUAAUGGCCAAAGAGAGUAAAAGUGUUUUGAGUUUCCAAGCAGUGCCAUUUGGGUCAACCCAACCUGAUAAAUCCUCUGAGAAAGUACAAAUAAAAGGAAAGGAACAUCAAAUCUCUUCAGAAAUUACCACAAGCAAAGAAGGAAAAACUGAAGAGGAGGACACGUCAGUCUUUACCAAGAAGGACAAGUCUCAAGAACUUGUUGAAUCACAAUCUAAGACAACUAAAGAGACUUCAGAAUCUUCUACAGUUCUAGGAAGUCCAGAGGGCAAAAGUGAACAGGCUAAUCUAGAUGAAUUUCACAACGCCAUAAUGUCUUUCUUAAAAGAGAAAAUUGAUAACACAGAAAAUCCUUUGGAUAAAAAGAUUGUGCUGGAAGAAGAGUUAUUAUUAAAAAAAGCAGAAGUUGAAAAAUUAGGAAUCAUAAAGGCAAAAAUGGAAGAAUAUUUCCAAAAUGUGGCUAGAGCUGUGGCAAAAAUCUUGAGAAAAUACAAAGACAUUAAAAAAGCAGGACAAAUUAGAGAGCAACAAAUGAAACAAACAAGAGUCUCAUUUAUGCCAGGACUACAUUUACAGGAGCCAGUUAGUCCAACGUCUGAAAUUAGCUCCUUACUCUCAUCUGAGAGCAUGGACCCAGUAGUACAAAAUUUAACACAAGAGAUCUUGACUGAAAUAGAUGCUCCAGUCGUCUCACUAGCAGACCAUAAGGAGGAGGAAAAACAGAGGCAGGAGGAAUAUUUGCUAGAGGUUCAAGGAGAAAGUUUUAAUAUGAAUCUUAAACACCAGUUGCAAGAAGAAAGAAAUCUCUGGAAGAUGAGCUAUCAGAGGAUACACAAGGAUUUGCAAAAGCUCCAGCUGAAGGAAGGAGAGCAAGAGCAACAGAAGCAGGAUCAGUGGCAGGAAGAAGUGUGGGAGCAAUAUCAAAAACAGAGGAUGCAAACGCAGACUGAGCAAGAUGAGAAGCAAAAGGGAAUGGAAGAGGAAGAAGAGCAGAAGCAAAAGCAGCAGCACCUGGAAGCAUGGAGGCAAAAAAUGAAAGAGCAAGGAGUGUCCUUGGAGAAGGAGAAGGGACAGCAGAUGGAGCAGCUUCAGAAGGAAGUGAAACAUAUGGAACUGGAAAGUAGCUGGAAGGAAGAGGAAGAGAAGCAGAAGCCAAAGAGAAAGGGAAGAGACGAUGAAAGUCAGGGGCAUAAGAAAGCAAAGGAGCAGUUGAAGAUUAAGGAGGAAAGACCUGAAGAACUAGAAACUGUGUUAAGUUACAGUUCAAUAAGAUUGACUCCCAGGUGGAAGAACACAUGGAAACGUGCAUUACUGUUACGCACAAAAAAAGAGUUCCAUGGGAAUCUUGCUGAUGAAAAGCGCUCCGAACUAGUCAUUCCUCCCACCCCGACACAGUUUUCCUCACCUGAGCCCUUUUCUAUUCCUGAACAGUUUCCUACAAAGUCCAUUACUGUCAUUCAUGAGGAGGACCAGGACCAGGGCAUCCCUCUCUCUCCUGAGCAGGCGCAGGCACUGGGCAUCACUCUCACCCCUAGUCAAGCCCUGGCACAGGGAAUCACUCUCACCCCUAGUCAAGCCCUGGCACAGGGAAUCACUCUCACCCCUAGUCAAGCCCUGGCACAGGGAAUCACACUCACCCCUAGUCAAGCCCUGGCACAGGGAAUCACUCUCACCCCUAGUCAAGCCCUGGCACAGGGAAUCACACUCACCCCUAGUCAAGCCCUGGCACAGGGAAUCACUCUCACCCCUAGUCAAGCCCUGGCACAGGGAAUCACACUCACCCCUAGUCAAGCCCUGGCACAGGGAAUCACACUCACCCCUAGUCAAGCCCUGGCACAGGGAAUCACACUCACCCCUAGUCAAGCCCUGGCACAGGGAAUCACUCUCACCCCUAGUCAAGCCCUGGCACAGGACAUCACUCUCACCUCUCAGCAGGCCCUGGCACAGGGCAUCACUCUCACCCCUCAGCAGGCCCUGGCACCGGACAUCACUCUCACCCCUCAGCAGGCCCUGGCACAGGCCAUCACUCUCACCCCUAGUCAAGCCCUGGUACAGGACAUCACUCUCACCCCUCAGCAGGCCCUGGCCCAGGGCAUCACUCUCACCCCUCAGCAGGCCCUGGCACCGGGCAUCACUCUCACCCCUCAGCAGGCCCUGGCACCGGGCAUCACUCUCACCCCUCAGCAGGCCCUGGCACCGGGCAUCACUCUCACCCCUCAGCAGGCCCUGGCACCGGGCAUCACUCUCACCCCUCAGCAGGCCCUGGCACCGGGCAUCACUCUCACCCCUCAGCAGGCCCUGGCACCGGGCAUCACUCUCACCCCUCAGCAGGCCCUGGCACCGGGCAUCACUCUCACCCCUCAGCAGGCCCUGGCACCGGGCAUCACUCUCACCCCUCAGCAGGCCCUGGCACCGGACAUCACUCUCACCCCUCAGCAGGUCCAGGCACAGGGCAUCACUCUCACCCCUGAACAGGCCCAAGCACAGGGCAUCCCUCUCUCUGCUCAGCAGGUCCAGGCACUGGGCAUCUCUCUCACUCCUCAGCAGGCCCUGGCACCGGACAUCACUCUCACCCCUCAGCAGGUCCAGGCACUGGGCAUCACUCUCACCCCUGAACAGGUCCAGGCACAGGGCAUCACUCUCACCCAUGAGCAGUUCAAGGCACUGAUGGUUACCCUCACUCUUGAAAAAUCCCAGGGUUUGGGAGUCACACUCACACAUGAACAAGUCCAAGCAUUGAGAGCUCCUGUCAUUCUCCAGCAAGAAGGGACAUUGAGGGGCCAUAUUACUCCUAUCCAGGGCCAGACUCUAAAGGCACCUGCCCAGGCACAUGACACAAUUCUUACCCCUGAGCAGAGCCAGGCAAUGCAGAUCCCUGUGACUACUCAACAGGCCCAGAUACUUGGUGUCCCUAUCACUCAAGGCCAGGAUGAGGCAUUGGGAGUUACUAUCACACCACAGCAGGCACAGGCACAGGCACAGGCACGGGCACUGAUGUUCACUCUUACUCCAGAGAACGCGCAGAUUUGGGGUAUCACACAUACCAAUGAACAAGCCCCGGCAGUGGGUAUUACCCUCACCCCUGAGCAGAAACAAGUAUUGGGGGUCCCACUUACCCUUGACCAGGCUCAGGCAUUAGAGACCCCUCUCGCUGCAGAACAGGCCUGGAAAUUGGGGAUCGCUAUCACUCCAGAAAUGGCUCAGGAAGUAUCACACACUCUUUUUCUUAAGCAGGGCAAAGCAUUGGGGGUCGAACAGGCUCAGUCAUUUGGCACUCCUUUAACUCUGAAUCAGGCCCAGGCAUUGCGAAUCCCAAAUGCCUGGUUAUCAAUUAUCACUCGUAGGCAUGAACAGUCUUUGGGGGCCCCUCUCACCUCAGAUAAAGCCCAUGUCUUAGGAUCUCCCCUUACCCGUGAGCAAGUUCAACCUUGGACUCUGAAACCAUUUCAAGAAUCAAAGACUCCUCUCCUUUCUGGGCAAUCCACUACAUCAAGAGCUAGCUGGCCCUUGGUACCGUUUGCUCUUAUUGAUGAGAGGACCCCUGGGUCUAAGGUCUCUUCUACUUCUUUGCAGGCAUCAGGGUUUCCUUUGACCCAAGCCCCAUUUGUCUCUGGGAAAUCCCGAGGGAAGGGGAGCUUCCUUAGGGAGCUUCCUUCCUCUAAACAGACACUGGUUUCUAAGGGUCAGGUCACCCCUGUGAAGUUCCUAGCACCACAGGUCCCUCCUACCCCUGGGAAGCUUUCAGUAUCUGGGACCCCUCCCACUCUAGGGCAAUCUCUUAUAUCUGGAAUUCCACCUGCCUCUUCACAGAUUCCCAGUCUCUGGGCUCCUCUCUUUCCUGGGAAGCCUUUGAUUCCUGGGGCCCCUUCUGUCCCUGGGGAACUCAUGGAAUCUGGUCUCUCCACCUUCUCUGAGCAGCCCCAGGCAUUUCAGCUCCCUACCACCUGUGAGCAAUCUCCCUAUCUACAAGCCCCUUCUACCCUUGGGGAGCUUCCGGCACCACAGACCUUUCCUGGGCAAGCUUUCCCACUACGGAUCUCUCCCACCCCUGGGCACCCCCCACCACCACGGGCCCCCUCAACCCCUGCAAAGCCCCCAAAAGAUUUGUCUCUGAAAUCUAAAUCAGCAUUGGUCCAUCCCGGUGCUCCAAGUUUCAAGGUACCACAAGCCCCUUUCACCACUAAGAAGUUCCAAACAUCAGAGGUCUCUGAUACUUCUGAAGAAAUCCAGGAACUCCGAGAUUCUUUUACUAUGGAACAAGUUAGGACAUUUCAGCCCUAUCUCACCAAGUAUAGGACACCAGUAUCACAAACUCCUUACAUUGGUAAGGGGGACCUGCCCCCUCUCAUGAAGCCUAUAACAUCACUGCCUCCUCUUACUACUCAACUACCCAAAACAUCACAGAUUUCACCUUCCGAAUGGGACUGGAAAUCCCGAUUUCCCCCUAUCAGUAAGCCCUGCGUACUGACUUCAGUUUCAGGUACCAAGAAACUCAAAAUGAUGAUACCCGAUUCCUCUUUCCAAGAGCUCAAAGAGCAGAGGUAUUUUGUUGAUGUGAAGGCUCAAAGGAAGAACCUGGUACUCUUAAAUCAGACCACAGAAACUUCUGGACACCCUUCAGAGCUACAUACAACAGCUAGAAAUCUCAUAAUUGAGACACUUCAUACAGACACAGUUCGACUGGGAUACCUAUUCCGCAAGUACAUUGCCUAUAGGCUGAUCCAGCGUGCAAGAAACAACAUAAUCAAAAGAUUACUAGCCAUCCAAAACAGUGGGAAAGGUUAUGAGACCCAGAAUCUUUACAUAAUGCUGAACAGAAUUGAUGGCUACCAGAAAAAGAUGAUGGGGGUCUGGACCGAGAAGCAAAAGUCUCUAGAGCAGAAACGGAACCAGUGCCUGAGGAAAAUGAUGUUCUUAUUUAGCCAGCUCCAUGAUAUGUAUCAAUUGAAUCUUAGUCAACCUGUACCUUUGCUCAUCGACAAAAAGCAGAAACCUGCCCCUACCAAAGUUAUUCAACAGCCGUUCCUAGAGCUACUAAUGAAAGAGGACAGAAAACUUGACAUAUUCAAGAAAUUUAGGCAACAAGAAGAUCAGAUGGCAGCCAUCUGGAAUGCUGAUCAGUCCACUUCAAGCUACCCAAUAGCUGAGAAGACAUCACUACAUUCACUGUGGGCCCAGCUGGGUGGGUACCCACUUAUUCCCAUGCUGCUCCAGUUAGAUGUUCAAUCUUCCUUCAGAAAAUCUCUUGCAUCCAUUCAAUCACAGUAAGUUAAGGACUGGAAGCACUUUGAUAAUUGGGCUUUUGGU